This is a messenger RNA of Sphaerodactylus townsendi, 2490 nucleotides long. It is a transcript of the gene FBXL3, whose product is annotated as F-box and leucine rich repeat protein 3. The record is from RefSeq and is a predicted model, not a curated record. Bases 278 to 1582 code for a protein of 434 amino acids. NCBI's taxonomy places the organism in Eukaryota, Metazoa, Chordata, Lepidosauria, Squamata, Sphaerodactylidae. The transcript is spliced from 5 exons. Gene Ontology annotation, cellular component: nucleus; cytosol; SCF ubiquitin ligase complex. Gene Ontology annotation, biological process: regulation of cell cycle; SCF-dependent proteasomal ubiquitin-dependent protein catabolic process; G2/M transition of mitotic cell cycle. Gene Ontology annotation, molecular function: protein binding.
GGCGGGGCGGGCGCCAUUUUGGCUUCUCCUUCUACUAGCGGCGUUUCCGCUGUUCUGGGCCCGAAGUAAACAAGAAGGCGGCGGCCUUUUUAUUUUGCUCUCGGUUGCUUGCACGACCGAUUGUUGAUUUUAUUCCCAACGGCGGCGACGGUGGUAAACGAGAGCGGGCGGUCCGUCUGAGCCGGACAGGGCCACUGAUGAGGCGGCCGCAGAUGAGCAGGCGAGGCAGUCCCGGCCCGGGUUAAGUGAGGCGCGGGAAGCAGACGACGCCGGCAGAAUGAAACGAGGAAGAAAAAACAGCAAAGCCAGUGAUCAUUUAUCAGAUGAGGAGAAUACAGCAGAUGGUAAAAAGCUGAAGACAACGGAUCAAGGAUGUGCCAGAGUGCUUCAGAGCCCUGACUGGGGAAAUCUCAUUCCAGACAUUGUUCUGCAGGUGUUCCAGUAUUUGCCUCUUCUGGAUCGUGCUCAUGCAUCACAGGUCUGCCGUGGGUGGAACCAGGUGUUCCAUAUGCCUGAACUGUGGAGAUGUUUUGAGUUUGAACUGAAUCAGCCAGCUACAUCUUAUUUGAAGGCUACUCAUCCAGAGCUUAUUAAGCAAAUUAUCAAAAGGCAUUCAAAUCAUUUACAGUAUGUUAGUUUCAAGGUGGACAGCAGCAAGGAAUCAGCUGAAGCAGCUUGUGAUAUUUUAUCACAGCUUGUGAACUGCUCCUUAAAAACUCUUGGAUUAAUUUCCACUGCUCGACCAAGCUUCAUGGAUUUACCAAAGUCACACUUUAUUUCUGCACUGACUGUGGUGUUCGUAAACUCCAAGUCACUUUCUUCGCUUAAGAUAGAUGAUACACCAGUAGAUGAUCCAUCUCUCAAGGUACUAGUGGCUAACAACAGUGACACCCUGAAACUGUUAAAGAUGAACAGCUGUCCUCAUGUUUCUCCAGCAGGGAUCCUCUGUGUCGCUGACCAGUGCCAUGGUUUACGUGAGCUGGCGUUAAACUACCAUCUGCUGAGUGACGACCUCCUCCUUGCCUUGUCAUCAGAAAAACACGUCCGAUUAGAACACUUGCGCAUAGAUGUGGUCAGCGACAACCCUGGACAGACACACUUCCACGCGAUCGAGAAGAGCAGCUGGGAUGCUUUCCUCAGACAUUCUCCCAAAGUCAAUUUAGUCAUGUAUUUUUUCUUAUACGAAGAAGAAUUUGGUCCGUUCUUUCGUUACGAGAUGCCCGUCACUCACCUUUAUUUUGGGAGGUCAGUAAGCAAAGACGUACUUGGCAGAGUUGGAAUGACGUGUCCGCGCUUGGUUGAGCUGGUUGUGUGCGCCAACGGAUUGCGGCCACUGGACGAAGAGCUGAUUUGCAUUGCGGAGCGCUGUAAGAAUUUGUCGGCUAUUGGCCUUGGGGAGUGUGAAGUCUCCUGCAGUGCCUUUGUGGAGUUUGUGAAGAUGUGUGGUGGCCGCCUUUCUCAACUGUCUAUCAUGGAAGAAGUCUUGAUUCCUGACCAGAAGUACAGCUUGGAGCAGAUUCAUUGGGAAGUGUCAAAACAUCUCGGUAGAGUCUGGUUUCCAGAUAUGAUGCCCACAUGGUAGGCUCUCUGAAGACUUCAUGUGAAACACAGCACCUUACGGUUUGAAUAUACCCUAUUGCAUCUAAAUUACAUAAGCUUAUUUAAUACCAUAGAGUUUUAUUGUAAUGUGUUCUAAAAACAUUAAAUGUACUAUUUAAUUCCAGCUUCUAAAAUCUAAGUUGAAGGGAACAAACAGUCUGAGGACAAGCAGAGCACUUAUCUGUAUAAAACUUUUUCUAGCGAUGCUCUGCUUUUCCAUUGUCAGGCCUCUGAUUUAUAUAGAAAAGCUGACUGGUGUUCAGGAUCUGUAUUCCAGGUUUUGCUGAGACACAUUAAAGCAUCACUCUGCAACACGGUGCCCACCAUUGUGUUUCCUGCCCCCCACUUGCUGCUUCCCCUGUGUAUCUUUCACCUGUUGCAAAGAGCCAACCUUGGCCUUAAUCUCUUCCACUGGAAUAGGAGAUGGCUGAGAAGAGCCGGGAGACAUCACCUUGGAUUCUGCAGGGCCUGCACUUGGGAAAAUGGCUGCUUCCAUCAUAAGAGGAGGAGUGGCUUGAAACGGCCUAACAUUUUGUGGAACCUCCCGACAUUUGGGGAAGUAGCCACAUAUUCAGCACUGCGGGGACCCACUGCAUUUACAGUAUUUUAUUGUGCUUCUUUAACUUUCAUUACUGUGAUGGACUGAAACACAAUUUGCAGGGAGAAAAAUGUUGUUUUUUCGGAAUGACUUUUCAUUGGUUAACAUCAGCGUGCAGUGAGAGGUCGAGACUACAAAACAUGCUUAAUAUUACUAUAUAGCAUACAAUAAAUAAUAUGCUGUUAAAUAUCUUGAUAAAAUGAGACAGAGCAAUACAGCUAUAAAACUGGACUGAAAUCUAUAUGUAGACAAAGUAAUUAAUUGUGUGCUGCUUAUUAAAUCACUGUAACAAA